Messenger RNA from Acanthaster planci (crown-of-thorns starfish), 1393 nucleotides. RefSeq lists its product as uncharacterized. Gene Ontology annotation, cellular component: membrane. Gene Ontology annotation, molecular function: histamine receptor activity. The record is from RefSeq and is a predicted model, not a curated record. Lineage: Eukaryota; Metazoa; Echinodermata; Asteroidea; Valvatida; Acanthasteridae. Gene Ontology annotation, biological process: G protein-coupled receptor signaling pathway.
UAUUGUAGCGUACGAUAAGAGAAGAAAUUUUCUGUUUCACAUCAGAGCCUACCAAAGUGUUUGUAUUCCAGUUCUGUUUUAUUCUUGCAUGAUGACUGGUGUUCUUUUUGUAUGUGCAUGAUGACUCCAGAAGGCAUUUCAGCAACUUCUUUAAUUGUAUUUGCCGGGCUGAUUUGAUUUUAGAGGAAACGUUGCAAGAAAAUGUUCAACCAAAGAAAACGUGGGUGCGUGAUGUGGUCGUCUCUGUUAUAUUUGCUGGUUGCUAUCGUUCUGCAAGAUUCAACCGUACCAGGCAAAUCAACGGUCGGCGUGUCGGCCGCACCGGGCGAUCAUUGGGGCGAGUGGUCACAAUGGGACCCGUGCGACAAAACCUGUGGGAAAGGAGCGCGUGCACGAUGGAGAGAUUGCGUACCAGCGAGUGGGGAAGGCUUCGGUGGAAACUGUGGUGCUGGCGAAAUGUUACAAGUCGAUGAAGAAUGCGGACAGGCCAACCCACCGUGCUCAGGACAACGCGGAGCGGGCCAAAAUGCUCCGUCUCCCCCCAAUCCCAUGCACAAUCGUCCACCACCGCCGCCCCCACCAGGACGCCAGCAGCCUCGUCCGCCUCCACCCCCACCGCCGCCCCCACCAGGGCGCCAGCAGCCUCCGCCGCCUCCACCCCCACCGCCCAGACAGCAACAAUUCCUCCCUCCCCAACCCCCACCGUAUGAGCAGCCACCUCCACCCCCUCCGCUCCCCAUGGGAGUUCCGGGUCAACGACCUGUACCACCGGUGCCGCCAGUCUUCGAGGACGAAGUGAUCGACGGGGCGGGCCUUGAGCCGUACGGGCCCAUGAGCGAAGCGGGCCUGGGGAUGGCAGGAAACCAGAACCAGCGGCCUGUUGAUUCGAUUGACUUGCCUCAAUUCGGAGAUUUUGACAUGGGCUACGAUAACGAUUUUCCGUUAAGUGAGAGUAAAAAGAGCGGCUCGAGUGUAGUUUUGCCCAAGAGACACAUUGUAUUUUCUUCAGUCUUGGUUUCCAUCUUUCUCCUGUUAAGUAAGCGUUGAUUCAAAUAAGAAAUGUUCCACCUGAGAUUAACAGGCAUAGCUGGGAAGUCACAACUUAACCAUUUUCAGCAAAUAUAUAUGUCAUGAUUCCCAAAAGAGAAAACUAACAUUAUUUGAAAUGAUUGGCUUUUAAUGCGCGGAUAAACCAGUGCGGAUUUUGUAAAAAAAAAUCAAAAGAUGGGAUGAUAGACCUCGAGAUCAGAGUAGCAACCUUGGACUUCGCUCAAUUUCACAAAGUUAAUAAAAUGCAGAAAAUUUUGCUUGAAAAGUUUCACACUGCGUGCAUGGUUACAAUUUUGUUUUUGUCAAUCGACAGACCAAAUAAAAUGCAUUAAGCAAAACGCCA